CACUAUACAUACAUCACUGAAAUAAUUAAGUAGUUGUUAUUAUUAUUGGUCAAAACAUGGAUUCAUUCUCUGUUGUGUUGUGUGUGUUAGGGUUAGUGAUUGUGGGUCAUGUGGCUUAUGCCCAAGACUCACAAGAUUACCUUGAUGCUCACAACGCAGCAAGAUCCGAGGUUGGUGUUCCAAAUUUGUCUUGGGAUGACAAAGUUGCAGCCUAUGCACAAAACUACGCCAAUCAGCGAAAAAGUGAUUGCCAAUUGGUCCAUUCCAAUGGCCAAUAUGGGGAGAACAUUGCAGUGGGCAGCGCUGACUUUUCCGGCACGGAUGCCGUGAAAUUGUGGGUGGACGAAAAGGAAUACUAUGACUAUGGUCCUAAUAGUUGUGUGAGUGCCCAAGUCUGUGUCCACUACAUACAAGUAAUUUGGCGUGACUCGGUAAGACUUGGGUGCGCCAAAGUAACUUGCGAUAAUAAUGCGGGCACUUUUGUUCUUUGCAGCUAUGAUCCAGGUGCUAAUAUCACCGAUCAAAAGCCUUACUAAUAUAAACGAUGUUGUUGUUAUGUUGUCUAUUUAAAUUUUUUAAUAUAAUACUGCUAAUCUGAAUUCUUAACUCUUUUUGAUUAAGGAUGCUGAUUUAGCAGUAAUAACAAGGCAAUAUAUAAUAAUAAAAUCAUGAGUUUAUGUGUCAAGGCUAGUUAUAUUAUCAUGUAGUUAUCUUUUUUCAUGUAAUAUGUUGGAUUAUUAGUCCAUAUCUCACGUAAUUUGUACCCAUGAAAAUUGUAUGUGGUGUGUGUGAUAUUAAUUACAAGUUAAAUAGUACAUAUAUAUAUUCCUUUA
Messenger RNA from Arachis ipaensis, 833 nucleotides. RefSeq names its product pathogenesis-related protein 1B-like. The record is from RefSeq and is a predicted model, not a curated record. Lineage: Eukaryota; Viridiplantae; Streptophyta; Magnoliopsida; Fabales; Fabaceae.